AUGAAGUGGCUCUUGGCCAUUCCGCUGGCUGCGACCACAGAGAUUGCCCCGCGAUGUGAUUUUGAAGUCGUCCAAGACUUUCUGCAGGAAGGCUUCGAAAGCGAGUAUGUUCAUCCUAUCCUCAUCCAGGGGACGCCGUGGGAGAGAGAGCGGGCGUCGCUUGCCUCCUUCCGGCGUGUCUUUGGCAACUACACCGUGCGACUAACCCACAACUUGGAAUUUCAGUCAAGAGCUGGCUCCAAGCCCGAAGCGAACACCAGCACGUUCGGUGAAUGGGCAGACUCACUGUUCCAGCAACAGAGCGUCCCAUAUGUCUUCGAAUUCUGCGCCAAAGAUCUCUGCCAGCAGAUCGAAUCUACAUAUGGUAUCCCGCCAUACCUGAAGAACUCCUGCCUGAGUUUGUACAUGAACACAGGCACCAUUGCAAAGGGAGUUGCCUUCCACCAACACAGGCAAACUUGGGGGUGGCUCCUUGCAGGACGGAAAGUCUGGUACGUCGCCCCGCCGGGGACGCUGAAGUUUCAGCCGCACAAGCACGUGGAAGAGGAGAAGCUGCAGAGCGCUGGCGCUGGCGUGCAGCGCUGUCUUCAAGAAGAGGGCGAGAUCGUCUUCCUUCCUCGAGAUUGGUGGCAUGCGACGUUCAACAAAGCCGAGUGGAACCUGGCAAUAGGUGGCCAAGGUGAGAUCAGCAGCAGUGCAUUCGAUGCAGUACGAGGGGCAGAUGCAGCAAAGAUCCGCAAGCUGCCCAAGGAGGAGGUGAAAGGGGUGCUGCAGUCGGCAGUGGAGAACGGCCAUCGAGAGGUGCUGGAGCUGCUGAUCUCGGCGAAGGCCCGAGUCUUCCCCCAGGGCCGCGAAGGCUGGACGGCUGUGCACGAGGCCGCCAGCAACGUGGGAGACCGGAAGCUUUUGGAGAUGCUGGUGAAGCACAAGCUUGACCUAGCAGCCACAGAUGGAGCAGGCAAGGUGGUUGCGCACCACCAUCCCUCGGAGACGGUCCUGGCCUUUUUGCUGGAGCAGCGGGCCGAGCUUGCUGCGGCGGAUGCCGGGGGGGUGACCGUGGCCCACGAAGCCGCGAUGCGCGGUCACGUCGCUUCCCUCCGGCUCUUGGCUCAGGCUGGGAUCUCGCUGACCGAUCAGUGCAGCAACGGUGCCACUCCUGCGCACUUUGCAGCAUUUGACGGUCACACAGGAGUCCUGCGGGAACUUUUGGCCAGCCGCGCAGAUCUGCAUGCCCUGGACCAUGCCGGCGGGUCGCUGCUGCACCAUGCUGCAUCGCAGGGCCAGACAUCUGCGCUCUCUUUGCUGCUGGGUGAAGGUGUCCGUGCAGGACCGGACGCUUUCGGACGCACUUUGAUGCACGAGGCGGCGGCUACGGGCUUCCCCGAGGCGAUGCAGCUCCUCCGCCAACAUGGGCAGGAUCCGGAUGCCCAGGAUGGCGAUGGCCGCUCUGUGGCGCAGUACGCCGCUGAGGGUGGACACGCAGAAGUGCUGAAGCAGCUCGUUUCCUGGGGCGCGGACCUCCGGCACCUGGACCGAGAGGCCGUGGAGGAUCCCGCGGUGCUGGAGCUCCUGAGCGAGCUGUGA
Molecule: messenger RNA, 1584 nt
Organism: Symbiodinium sp. CCMP2456
Lineage: Eukaryota; Dinophyceae; Suessiales; Symbiodiniaceae
Source: the annotation of a GenBank genome assembly